AUGAAGAGUAUUUGUGAAUCUACUAUGGAUUCUACUACCCAAAGUCUUAGACAAAAUCCUGUGAGAGAAGAUCACAGUAAUAAUAAUUUUCCUACUAUAGUACUUAGCUUCCUAGUUCCUAAUAUUAAUAGAUUAUCUAAUAGAUAUACUGGUGAUAUUACUUUACAAAGCAAUUUAUCACAACGGGAUCAUACUGCUCAGAAAUCACAAAUGGAAGAUCUGCACAGCACUUAUAUCAGGAGACAACUCAAAGAUAAAGAGUUUUCAGACAGAGCUGCAGAAUUAUAUAUCUCAUUAUAUGAUCUAAAGGCAUCAAAAAUAGUAUCAGCAUAUAUGUCAGCAAUUAGUGAGGUACAUAAACCUGUUGAAGAAAAAGCUAUCAGUACAUAUCCUAUUAUUGUUAAAGUAAUGAAAGGACUUUAUAAUUUAAGAUCAUCUAAACAAAAGCCUACGAAUAUAAUAGAUGUAUUACCUACAAUAGACUAUAUUCAAUCACUUGGCUCUAAUUCAGAAAUGCCAAUACUUAAUCUUACUUAG
Molecule: messenger RNA, 537 nt
Organism: Scutellospora calospora
Lineage: Eukaryota; Fungi; Glomeromycota; Glomeromycetes; Diversisporales; Gigasporaceae
Source: the annotation of a GenBank genome assembly